AUGACACGAAGCCCAUACGCAGAGGACCUCGCCCUCGCCAUCUCAACCGUCCAUGCCGCCUCCCUCCUAACCAAACGCGUCUUGCGCACCUUCUCCACCUCCGUUUCCGCAGAAACAAAAGCGGACGACUCCCCCGUCACCAUCGCGGAUUUCGCCGCCCAGGCCAUCCUCAUUGCCGCCCUCCACGCCGCCUUCCCGAGCGAUGCAUUCGUCGGCGAGGAGAGCGCGCAGGCGCUGAGGAGGAAUGCCGAGUUGGCGGACAAGGUGUGGGAGCUUGUGCGACGGGCUGCUGCGGAGCAUGACGAGGAUGGAACAUCGCAAUUGCGGCGGAGGUUGCACUUCCCGGCCACCAAGGCGGAGAUGCUGGAUGCGAUUGACCUCGGCGCUCAAAGCACGCAGCAGACUAGUCAGGGCCGCGUGUGGGUGCUCGACCCCGUGGACGGGACGGCGAGUUUCAUGGAAAACAAGCAGUACGCUGUUUGCCUCUGUUUGCUGGUCGACGGUGUCCAGGAGGUUGCCGUCACCGGCUGUCCGAAUCUGAAGUGGGAUGUCAUUAGUGAGGGGGAGUGGGAUGCGGAGGCAAAUGCGAAGGCGCCCAGGAGAAUCCAUGAGGAUCUGGUUGAUGCCGAGGGAUACGGGGUCUUGCUGCAUGCUGUCAGGGGCGAGGGGGCAUUCAUCAGGAAGAUUCACGAGACCGGGCUGGGAGAACCGCAGCGGAUUGUUAUCAACGACGAUGUCGCCACAACUACGUCAAAGGACCUCUCAACUCUCAACUUCAUCGAAGCCACCCUGGGCAAAUCCAGUCUCUCUCAAUCCGAUCACGAAGCCGUGGCUCGCCUUCUCUCCGCUCCCUGGCCCGGCACUAUCCUCUGGUCCCAGCAACUCAAGUACGUAGCGCUGGCCCUCGGAGCUACCGACGUCAUGUUGCGCAUUCCAACGGACAAAGGAAGGUACACGCACGUAUGGGAUCACGCUGGCGGACACUUACUGUUGACGGAAGCGGGAGGUAUUGUUCGGGAUCUCGAAGGUGGGGAGAUCGACUUUGGACGCGGGAGGAGGAUUCUGGGGACCAGGAAUUUCGGUAUGGUUGCCACGAGGAAAUGGUGUUUUGAGGGGGUCAUGCAGGCGGUGAGCGAGGUGCUGCGUAGGAGAGGGGGUUGA
Molecule: messenger RNA, 1161 nt
Organism: Westerdykella ornata
Lineage: Eukaryota; Fungi; Ascomycota; Dothideomycetes; Pleosporales; Sporormiaceae
Product: 3',5'-bisphosphate nucleotidase-like protein
Exons: 2
Coding region: 1-1161 (386 amino acids)
Biological process (GO): phosphatidylinositol phosphate biosynthetic process; sulfate assimilation
Molecular function (GO): 3'(2'),5'-bisphosphate nucleotidase activity
Source: RefSeq, a predicted model, not a curated record